AUGCGGCGAAACGUAAUCUGCGCUAAUCCCAGUAGACACAACGCAGGUCACAACCAGGUGACCCCAACCGAGGAGGUCAAACCAUCAACCCCAACACCAAGAGGUCAAACCAUCAACCCCCAACACCAAGAGGUCAAACCAUCAACCCCCAACACCAAGAGGUCAAACCAUCAACCCCCAACAACACCAAGAGGUCAAAACCAUCAACCCCCAACACCAAGAGGUCAAAACCAUCAACCCCCAACACCAAGAGGUCAAAACCAUCAACCCCCAACACCGAGGUCAAAACCAUCAACCCCCAACACCGAGGUCAAAACCAUCAACCCCCAACACCAAGAGGUCAAAACCAUCAACCCCCAACAACACCAAGAGGUCAAAACCAUCAACCCCCAACAACACCAAGAGGUCAAACCAUCAACCCCCAACACCAAGAGGUCAAAACCAUCAACCCCCAACACCGAGGUCAAAACCAUCAACCCCCAACACCAAGAGGUCAAAACCAUCAACCCCCAACACCAAGAGGUCAAAACUAUCAACCCCCAACACCGAGGUCAAAACCAUCAACCCCCAACACCGAGGUCAAAACCAUCAACCCCCAACACCAAGAGGUCAAAACCAUCAACCCCCAACACCAAGAGGUCAAAACCAUCAACCCCCAACACCAAGAGGUCAAAACCAUCAACCUCCAACACCAAGAGGUCAAAACCAUCAACCCCCAACACCAAGAGGUCAAAACCAUCAACCCCCAACACCAAGAGGUCAAAACCAUCAACCCCCAACACCAAGAGGUCAAAACCAUCAACCCCCAACACCAAGAGGUCAAAACCAUCAACCCCCAACACCAAGAGGUCAAAACCAUCAACCCCCAACACCAAGAGGUCAAAACCAUCAACCCCCAACACCAAGAGGUCAAAACCAUCAACCCCCAACACCAAGAGGUCAAAACCAUCAACCCCCAACACCAAGAGGUCAAAACCAUCAACCCCCAACACCAAGAGGUCAAACCAUCAACCCCCAACACCGAGGUCAAAACCAUCAACCCCCAACACCGAGGUCAAAACCAUCAACCCCCAACACCGAGGUCAAAACCAUCAACCCCCAACACCAAGAGGUCAAAACCAUCAACCCCCAACACCAAGAGGUCAAAACCAUCAACCCCCAACAACACCAAGAGGUCAAAACCAUCAACCCCCAACAACACCAAGAGGUCAAACCAUCAACCCCCAACAACACCAAGAGGUCAAAACCAUCAUCCCCCAACAACACCAAGAGGUCAAAACCAUCAACCCCCAACAACACCAAGAGGUCAAAACCAUCAACCCCCAACAACACCAAGAGGUCAAACCAUCAACCCCCAACAACACCAAUAGGUCAAACCAUCAACCCCCAACAACACCAAGAGGUCAAACCAUCAACCCCCAACAACACCAAGAGGUCAAACCAUCAACCCCCAACAACACCAAGAGGUCAAACCAUCAACCCCCAACAACACCAAGAGGUCAAACCAUCAACCCCCAACAACACCAAGUGGUCAAACCAUCAACCCCCAACAACACCAAGAGGUCAAACCAUCAACCCCCAACAACACCAAUAGGUCAAACCAUCAACCCCCAACAACACCAAGAGGUUAAACCAUCAACCCCCAACAACACCAAGAGGUCAAACCAUCAACCCCCAACAACACCAAGAGGUCAAACCAUCAACCCCCAACAACACCAAGAGGUCAAACCAUCAACCCCCAACAACACCAAGAGGUCAAACCAUCAACCCCCAACAACACCAAGAGGUCAAACCAUCAACCCCCAACAACACCAAGAGGUCAAACCAUCAACCCCCAACAACACCAAGAGGUCAAACAUCAACCCCAACACCAAGAGGUCAAACCAUCAGCCCCCAACACCAAGAGGUCAAACCAUCAUCCCCCAACACCAAGAGGUCAAACCAUCAUCCCCCAACACCAAGAGGUCAAACCAUCAUCCCCCAACACCAAGAGGUCAAACCAUCAUCCCCCAACACCAAGAGGUCAAACCAUCAACCCCCAACAUCAAGAGGUCAAACCAUCAACCCCCAACAUCAAGAGGUCAAACCAUCAACCCCAACACCUUAAACCUACGGCACCCAGUAUCAGCACCAAACAUCUUUUCUGCCCCAUUCUGGGGUCCAGGAGGUCAUAAAAUUGGUGCACAAAAAAGUGUUGCCAAAGUCCCAGCAAUCACAUUCCAGCACUCAAUUCCUGGGGGGCCACUUUUCUAUGCUGUGAGGCCCGAUGGGUCAGGUGGGGCUCAGGAGAAGCUUCCGCCAUAUUUCAGCAGCUUCUAUCGCUCUAUCGUGCAGCCAUGUGAUCAGCGGCGCCUCCAUCUUGCUGCCUACUUGUCUUUCCCAGGAUCCCUUCUGCCCCCCCCCAUCUUCUGA
Molecule: messenger RNA, 2412 nt
Organism: Hyla sarda
Lineage: Eukaryota; Metazoa; Chordata; Amphibia; Anura; Hylidae
Product: adhesive plaque matrix protein-like
Exons: 2
Coding region: 1-2412 (803 amino acids)
Source: RefSeq, a predicted model, not a curated record